UCCUGCUUUGUAUUUCGAGGAAUGCUACAGCCCCCAAUUUCUAUUUUUACCCGCAGGAAACUUUUUUCUUGCCUCUUGGGUGAUUUGGAUUUGGCUGUGUCUGCGCUCUCUCUGAGCAUCGCGUGAGUUCUAAGCAGCGAAGGUAGAGAGAGAAGCAGAGAUGGAUCCAGACGCAGUCGCCAAGGCUUUCGUCGAGCACUACUACUCGACUUUCGAUGCGAACCGAUCCGGCCUAGCGAACCUGUACCAGGAAGGCUCGAUGCUUACCUUCGAGGGCCAGAAGAUUCAGGGUUCUUCGAAUAUUGUGGCCAAGCUCACUAGUCUGCCCUUCCAGCAGUGCAAGCACAGCAUCUCUACCGUGGACUGCCAGCCUUCUGGUCCCGCCGGUGGUAUGCUUGUUUUCGUCUCCGGGAACCUACAACUUGUCGGGGAGCAGCACGCGCUCAAGUUCAGCCAGAUGUUCCAUUUGAUGCCAACGCCGCAGGGAAGCUUUUACGUGUUUAAUGACAUAUUUCGUUUGAACUAUGCUUGAGGACAAGAUGCACCACGGAGAAUCCAUAUGUGUUCAAGAUGUCCGGAUCUAGUUCAGUUUGCUGCUUAUCUUUGUGUUCAGUUCCAAGACACUUGUAGAAAACUGGGAUUUUGGUUCGUUGUUUUCUUUGUUUCAUUGUGCGUUCGUGCUAUAUAUAUAUUGGGGAUGGCUUUGUGAUGAUUGGUUGAACUAAUGAAAAAUGGUCUCUUUGGUUACUGCCUGAAGGGAUUGGAGUUUGAAAAGUUAA
Molecule: messenger RNA, 779 nt
Organism: Tripterygium wilfordii
Lineage: Eukaryota; Viridiplantae; Streptophyta; Magnoliopsida; Celastrales; Celastraceae
Product: nuclear transport factor 2B
Exons: 2
Coding region: 161-532 (123 amino acids)
Biological process (GO): nucleocytoplasmic transport
Cellular component (GO): nuclear pore central transport channel
Source: RefSeq, a predicted model, not a curated record